Peronospora matthiolae is the source of this 183-nucleotide messenger RNA. NCBI's taxonomy places the organism in Eukaryota, Oomycota, Peronosporomycetes, Peronosporales, Peronosporaceae. The record is from the annotation of a GenBank genome assembly.
AUGGAUAAGGCAUCCGCCUACGAAGCGGGAGAUUGCGGGUUCGAGUCCCGUCGGAGACUACUUUUUACAGAAGCAUCAGUGGCACUUGCGGGGAUUGACGAUACGACUUCUGCAUACGCGCACAAGACGCCGAAGUUCCAAAAGAUUUCAGCACUUGUCGUGCUUACUGCCUCGCUUAGUUGA